Megalops cyprinoides (Indo-Pacific tarpon) is the source of this 1265-nucleotide messenger RNA. RefSeq names its product terminal nucleotidyltransferase 5A-like. The transcript has 2 exons. The record is from RefSeq and is a predicted model, not a curated record. Lineage: Eukaryota; Metazoa; Chordata; Actinopteri; Elopiformes; Megalopidae. Gene Ontology annotation, biological process: mRNA stabilization. Bases 69 to 1265 code for a protein of 398 amino acids. Gene Ontology annotation, molecular function: poly(A) RNA polymerase activity; RNA binding.
AGCAAAAGUGAAAACGGACAGGCGUAGUAAAGUUUAACCGUUUUCAGUUUGCAUUUCUUCUUAUCACGAUGGCCGAACAAGAUAAUGUCAGCGUUAGUGUUGACAGUGAGAGCAGCAACUUAAGCGUGCUCAGCUGGGAGCAAGUGCAACGCCUGGACAACAUCCUCUCCGAGACCAUCCCCAUACACGGCCGCUGGAGCUUCCCGACCUUGGAGAUGGAGCCGCGGCACAUUGUCAAAACAGUGAGACGGCGGAUGGAAGCGAAGCAAAUUAACGUUCGAGAGGUCCGGCUAAACGGGUCGGCUGCCAGCCACGUUCUGCAUGAGGACAGCGGUUUGGGGUACAAAGACCUUGACCUGAUCUUCUGCGCCGAGCUGAAAGGUGAAGCGGAAUUUAAGACUGUCAAGGAUAUUGUUUUAGACUGUCUCAUGGAUUUUUUGCCCGAAGGGGUGAACAAGGAGAAGAUAACACCGCUAACUUUAAAGGAAGCGUAUGUUCAGAAGAUGGUGAAGGUCUGCAAUGACUCCGAUCGCUGGAGCCUCAUCUCUCUGUCCAACAACAGCGGAAAGAACGUGGAGCUGAAGUUCGUGGACUCGCUGAGGCGGCAGUUUGAGUUCAGCGUGGACUCCUUCCAGAUCAAGCUGGACUCGCUGCUGCUGUUCCACGAGUGCUCCGAGAACCCCAUGUCGGCCACUUUCCACCCCACCAUCAUCGGCGAGAGCGUCUACGGCGACUUCAACACCGCCCUGGACCACCUCCGGCACAAGACCAUCUGCACGCGCAACCCGGAGGAGAUCCGGGGCGGCGGGCUGCUGAAGUACUGCCACCUGCUGGUGCGGGGGUUCCGCGCGGCCUCCGAGAGCGAGAUGAAGUCGCUGCAGCGGUACAUGUGCUCCCGCUUCUUCAUCGACUUCCCCGACAUCGGCGAGCAGCGGCGCAAGCUGGAGUCCUACCUGCAGAACCACUUUGUGGGCCUGGAGGAGCGCAAGUACGACUACCUGAUGACGCUGCACGGCGUGGUGAAUGAGAGCACCGUGUGCCUGAUGGGCCACGAGCGGCGCCAGACGCUCAACCUCAUCACCAUGCUGGCGCUGCGCGUGCUGGCCGAGCAGAACGUCAUCCCCAACGUGGCCAACGUCACCUGCUACUACCAGCCCGCCCCUUACGUGGCCGACUGCAACUUCAGCAACUACUACAUCGCCCAGGUGCAGCCCGUCUUCGCCUGCCAGCAGCAUACCUACGCGGCCUGGCUGCCCUGCAACUGA